UCUCUCAAGUCUCUCUCUCCACUUGCUCUAGCCUCUCUCUCUGAAAAUAUCUAUAAAGAGUGAAAGAACGAAAGGGUUUUGAGUCUCCGCUUAAACCCUUGCGGCGAGUUGCAGAAACGUCGGCUGCUUGCUUCUCCUCCUCCCCUCUCUCUCUAAGAUCGUUGGGAUUUGUUCUAUUGAAUUGAGCAAUGGGUAAAUCCAGCAAGAAGUCCAGUGCAAAGGUUGAUACUGCUCCUGUAGCAGCAAUCACCCCCACAAAAACCCAGAAGAAAGGUAAGCGAGAAGCUGAGGAUGAAAUUCAGAGAAAGGUGAGCUUGAAGAAGGCAAAGCUUGCUUAUGAAGCCCAAAAGAAGAAAAAAGAUGAAGCAAGUUCUUCUGAGGAAUCUUCCGAAUCUGAGUCAGACACAGAGGUUAAAGUCCCAGUAAAGAAGAAGGAAAUUCCAACUACCAAGAAGUCAAAGAAAGAUUCCAGUGGCAGCGAGUCAUCUUCAGAUGGGGAGCCUGCUAAAGCACCAGCCUCUGCAAAGAAGCUGCCACAAAAGGGUGGCAAUGUGAAAACUGCCAAGAAAGAUGAGUCAAGCAGUAGCUCAGAAAGUGAUUCUGAGGAGGAUGAAAAACCUGUUGCUAAACCUUCUGUUCCGGCAAGGAAUGGUUCCGUGAAAACCCCCGCAAAGAAGCUUGAGUCAAGCAGUUCUGAAAGUGAAAAUGAUUCCUCCGGUGAUGAAGAAGAGGAAAAGCCUGCUUCUAAAUCUCCUGUUGUGGUGAGUAAGCAAAAGCCGGCAGAGUCAAAGAAUGUCUCUGUGAAAGCUCCAGCAAAGAAAGUGGAAUCAAGCGGUUCAGAAAGUGACUCAGAUAAUGAUGAGUCAGAGGAUGAUGAGCCGUCAGUUCCACCAUCAAAGAAUGGUCCUUCAAAAGCUGCACCGCCAAAGAAAGGAGAGUCAAGCAGUUCAGAGAGCGAAUCAGAAGAUGAAAAGCCUACUGCUCCUGCCAAGAAGCAACCAACUGCUUUUCCAACAAAGAAGAAAGCUGCCAGCAGCAGCUCAGAAAGUGAAAGUGAAGAUGACGAUGAUGGGUCUGUGGCGCUGGUUAGCCAACCAGCAAAGAAGACGCCUUCUGUUGCAGCUAAGAGUGCCCCAGCUGUAACCAAGAAGAAAGGCGAAACCAGUGAUAGCGAAGAAAGUGAAUCAGAGGAUGAUGAUGGUGAUGAACCUUCUAAAGUAGCACCCCCUGCAAAGAAAACUCAGCCAACUGCCGCUAAGUCACAACCGGCAGUGACUCUCAAGAAGGGAAAAGAAUCAAGUGAUUCUUCAUCAGAAGGCGAUUCUGAUGAUGAAGAUGAGGUUUCAGAGGAGUCAGAAGAAAGUUCUGAUGAUGAUUCCAAACCACCACAGAAGAAGGCAAAGAAGGAUGGUGAUGUAGAAUUGAAAGAAGCGAGUCAACAUCCCGAUGACAAGAAGAUGAAUGCCACUACAGAAAAGAAACAGCCCAAAACUCCUGUCACUCCCAAGUCUGGAAAUGAAUCGAGGACACUCUUCAUGGGCAAUCUGUCAUUUUCCAUUGAGACCACAGAUGUGGAAGAGUUUUUCAAGGAUGCCGGAGAGAUUGUUGGUGUGAGACUUGCAUCACAUCCAGAUGGUUCUUUCAGGGGCUUUGGGCAUGUUGAAUUUGCUACUAACGAAGCAGCCCAAAAGGCACUCAAAUUGAAUGGUAAGGACUUGCUUGGUCGCCCUGUAAGGCUUGAUGUAGCUGGGGAAAGAGGCCCACGCACUCCUGGAACCGGGGAGAACUCUUUUCAGAAAACAAAGGGUGGUUACGGUGGUGGGUCGACCAUUUACGUCAAGGGUUUUGACAAAUCGCAAGACUUUGACCAGAUUCGAAGCAGCUUGGAGGAACAUUUUGGGCAGUGUGGAGAGAUUACAAGGCUAGCAAUCCCAAAGGACUAUGACUUGGAUGCACCCAAGGGUAUCGCAUAUAUGGAUUUCUCAGAUAGCAAUGCGCUUUCAAAAGCAUUGGAGCUUAACGGGUCUGACCUCGGUGGUUAUUCUCUCACUGUGGAGGAGGCCAUGCCUAGAGGUAGUGGUGGUGGUGAUGGAGGCAGUGGCAGAGGGGGUAGCAGGGGUGGCCGUGGUGGCCGUGGGUCCUUUGACCGUAGUGGUGGUGGCAGGUUUGGUGGCAGGCGUGGUGGAGGGACUCCAAGAGGUGGAGGCAGAGGUGGGAGGGGUGGAGGCCGUGGUGGUAACUUUAACAAGCCCAACUUGGCUGCUACUGGCACUGGAACCAAGAAGACUUUCGAUGAUGAUGAAUAGACGAGUUGGAUUUUACACCUUCCCAGAUGGAAAUUAAUUUUGUUUGCUCAGUGUUUUCUUGGACAUUUAAUAGAUGUAGUAAUUGUGAGAAUAGGUGGAUGUGCAAGUAUGAGAACUCUUGAGAUUUAAAAUCAUGACAAGAACUCAACAUAAAUUGAGAGCUGUUUUGGUCCCAAUGAGUAGAGCCAUUUUGGUAUCAAGCUCUUUAGUUGAGUUUUA
This is a messenger RNA of Amborella trichopoda, 2525 nucleotides long. RefSeq lists its product as uncharacterized. Lineage: Eukaryota; Viridiplantae; Streptophyta; Magnoliopsida; Amborellales; Amborellaceae. Gene Ontology annotation, molecular function: RNA binding. The record is from RefSeq and is a predicted model, not a curated record.